AUGGAAAUAUUAGAAAAUUUACUUGAUGUAAAUUUGUCAAAUAGUUUAGAACCUCAAUUUAAUAUUUCUCCAAUUCAAGAAACGACCCAAGAAAUUAUUACUUUCAAUAAAAGUGAAAUUGAUAAUUUUGCUUCCAAUAAUUUGAAUUCCUCAAAAAAGAUCCCUCCAGAAGAUGCAAGAGAAAACGGUGCAUUGUGUUAUAAGGAUUUGCCUUCAAAUACUUCAAUAAAUUAUAUUAUUCCUAAUGAAAUGAAUUAUAGCAAUGCAGUUUUAUAUGUUAAUAAAGAUGACAUCAAAAAAUCUCUUGGUCAGUGGGCUGAUGAUUGUAAUGUUCCUCAAAGCACAGUAAACAGGCUUUUGAGUGUCUUAAAAUAUAAAGCACAACUUACAUACCUACCAAAAGAUUGUCGAACAUUAUUAAAAUCAACAUCUACAAAGGUUUUCAAUAUAAGAGAAGUAAAACCAGGAAUAUACUACCACUUUGGCAUAAAAAAAGGUAUCCAAAGAUAUUCAUCGAUUUUGUAUACUAAUGAACAAAUAAAGAUUGCUAUUGGUAUAGAUGGGCUUCCAAUAUCAAAGAGUAGUUCAGGUCAGUUAUGGCCAAUUUUGGGAUAUAUUAUUCCUUACCGAAAAUAUAUUUUUCCAGUAGGAAUAUACUAUGGAAAUGAAAAACUACAAGAUAGUAACGAUUUCCUUUUAAACUUCAUUACAGAAAUCAUAGAUUUAUCAAUGAAUGGGAUCGUUAUUAAUAAUGAAGUAAAAAAAGUUAAAAUUGAACUAAUGUGCUGUGAUGCACCAGCGAAAUCGUUCGUACUACGUGUAAAGGGUCAUUCUGUUUUUUUUCAUGUACACGCUGUGUACAAGAAGGUGAUUACAUAA
Macrosiphum euphorbiae (potato aphid) is the source of this 879-nucleotide messenger RNA. The record is from the annotation of a GenBank genome assembly. Lineage: Eukaryota; Metazoa; Arthropoda; Insecta; Hemiptera; Aphididae.